This is a messenger RNA of Striga asiatica, 423 nucleotides long. Lineage: Eukaryota; Viridiplantae; Streptophyta; Magnoliopsida; Lamiales; Orobanchaceae. The record is from the annotation of a GenBank genome assembly.
AUGGCGACGGUGGCGAUACCAAGAGCCCCGGCGACAAAGACAUGCUCCGGAGUUGUAAACUCGCUGGGAAAAAGCAACAACGGCGGUGGCAAGGUGAGGGCGACAGGUACGGGUGAAGGUCGUCUGACGGAGCCGAGCCAGAGUCGGUCCAAGCCCUGGCGGAGCAACCUGAUUCUCCUUGCUCACGUCACCACGUCCGAUCCCGAUUCCGACACGGCGACACCAUCUCCGACUGCAAUAGUAAAUCUCGUCGCCGUUCAAAGCCUGCUCAUCGUCACCACGUCAUCAUCGUCCACAGCUUCCUCGCUCCGCCCCUGGGACCAUGGAUCUCCCAGAACACGGCGAAGAGACCACCGCUGGAUAGUGGUUUCGAACAACCUGUUCGCCGGAACUCGAAAUUUGAACACGGAGAUGUCGCGGUGA